AUGUUUGCUCCAUUUGUUCUCGUUGCGUUGGCGGCGACCAUUGUCUCCGGAUUCAAGAAUCCGAUCAUUUCUGGUGUCAAUCCAGAUCCUAGUAUUGCCAGAAAAGGCAAGGAUUACUUCCUGGCGACAUCAUCAUUCGAAUACUUCCCCGGCGUCCCGAUAUAUCACUCCACGGACCUGAUCAAAUGGGAGGUAAUCGGGCAUGCGCUCAACCGUCCAUCGCAGCUCGACCUGCGCGGGACUGCACCAAGUGGAGGUGUAUUCGCACCCACAUUACGGUACAAUCAAAAGACGGACACGUUUUACAUGGUCACGACGCCUUUUCAUGUCAUCAGCCCUCCUGAUAACACAACUCUCUUGCCUCGCUCGUUCUACGUGUCGACAAAGAAUAUUUUCGACGAAACCGCUUGGUCCGAUCCUAUCUGGGUGGAUCAAUGGGGAAUCGAUCCUGAUCUCUUCUUCGAUGAUGACGGCAAGGUAUACUUUACAUCGACAUUUGGUUCAACCGAUCUCGGCUAUCCCGACUCGGGAUACUUUGCAAUCUGGACGACAGAAAUCGAUAUCAAAACGGGCAAUUCGCUCACAGAGGCACGCUUCCAAGUCCAAAGCCAGUACACGAACCCUCGAUUGACAGAAGCUCCUCACCUCUUCAAGCUGAACGGCAAAUAUCAUCUCAUCACAGCCGACAGCGGCACCGAUAUUGAUCACAAGACGGUGCAUUAUAUGGGCGACACGCCCUAUGGCCCUUGGAAAGCCGAUCCGAAUAAUCCACUGCUGUUCAAUGGCCGCGAUCGCUCUCAGCCUAUUCUCGCGACUGGACAUGCGGACCUUGUUCAAACUCCCGGCGGUGAUUGGUAUGCAGUAUUCCUGGCCACUCGACCGCAGAACCCGACCAACAGCACGGGUCAUCCUCAGCUCGGUCGCGAGACAUUUAUGGCACCAGCAAAGUGGACAUCAGACGGAUGGCUCAAAAUUAACGACGGGAAGGAUAUUACAUUCGACAUGCCCGGUCUCUACAACCUUCAACCACCAAAAAUCUGGAGAGACGACUUUCGUGGAAAGUUUGUUGACAAGGCGUGGUAUACUCAGAGGACGCCGUAUAAAAAGUUCCACUCGUUUGUUCCAGGGGGUCUUCGGCUCCAUCCCAAUGUCUAUACGCUCAGCGACCGAGAAACGCCUGCCGCGUUCUUCCGCAAACAAAAGGACCUCAACGUCGUCUUCAGUGCUGAACUCGACUUUAAACCCACUUCGACUCGUCACGAGGCAGGAAUUACCGUAUUCCUCUCCAUCUGGUAUCAUAACGAGGUCGGCAUCACUCUUCAUCCAGAUACAAAGGAGCGGACGCUGUUCGUCAAGACCCGCACAGGUCCAAAUGCAGAUCUGACGACCAAAUACGUACCACUCACCCGUCCGGGACCCGUCAAGCUCUUCAUCAAGGCCGAGCCAAAUCAGUACUCCCUCGGAUAUGCUGUCGGACCUGGCCCAGCCAAGUAUCUCGCUCAAGUCGACAACCAGUGGCUACAAUCAUACGUUCAAGGGUGGCAAAACUUUGUAGGGGCUCACUUUGGUGUCUACGCAUCCGCGAACAAACUGCCCGCGCUUGUAUCAGCGGAUUUCAAGUACGUUCAAACCGAGUUGCAAUAG
Molecule: messenger RNA, 1644 nt
Organism: Serendipita indica DSM 11827
Lineage: Eukaryota; Fungi; Basidiomycota; Agaricomycetes; Sebacinales; Serendipitaceae
Source: the annotation of a GenBank genome assembly